AUGCCACAAAUAUUGUACGUAAUUUUGUUGUCAGUAGUUGUGAUAAUACAAAUUGAUGCAGCAACGAUAUUGGCAGUGUAUCCAACGCCAUCUAUUAGUCAUCAAAUAGUAUUUCGACCUUUUACUUUGGAACUGGUUAAAAGGGGCCAUGAAGUGGUAGUUUUGACUACGGAUCCGAUAUAUAAUAAAAGUGAAGCCCCUGUUAAUCUUACGGAAAUUGAUGUCCAUGAUAUUUCUUAUGAUAUUUGGUACAAAGAAAAGGAAGCGUCAAAUAUAAUAAAAGGAAACAUAAAUGAUAUAAUUCCACAGAUGAGAGUUAUGUAUGGAGCAUAUUUAAAGUUUCUCGAAAAACUAUUAAGACAUAAAGAAGUACAAAAAAUUAUAAAUCGUAAAAAGAAGUUCGAUCUUUUGAUUCACGAAGCACUUUGUACGCCAGUUUUAAUUUUCUCACAUAUACUAAAUGUGCCUGCAAUUCAGAUAAGCUCUUUCGGAGUGGUUUAUGAUGUCCUAGAUAUUAUCGGAGCACCAACUCAUCCUCUCUUAUAUCCCAUUCCUGUUCAACAGAAAAUUUACGAUUUGACAAUAUGGGAUAAACUAAAGCAACUUUAUAUAUUUUAUCAAAUCGUUAAAAUAACACAAAAUUUUGAAAUAGGCUCUGAUGCUGUACUGCAAAAGGUGAUAGGUGCAAAAAUACCAAAACUUAAGGAUUUGAAGAAAAAUGUAGAAGUAGUUUUUUUAAACAUUUAUCCAUUUUGGGAUAUGAAUCGUCCUGCACCACCAAAUCUUAUAUACUUGGGAGGAUUACAUCAGCAACCUGAAAAAAAAUUACCUCAUCAUCUCAAAACAUACCUCGAUUCUUCAACAAAUGGAGUCAUUUACGUCAGUUUUGGUACUAACAUCGAACCGACCUCGCUGCCUCCGCACAAAAUUCAAAUAUUAAUAAAUGUCUUCUCUAAACUAAAACACAAUAUUUUAUGGAAAUGGAACAAAGAUGAAUUGCCUGGGCGCAGUGAAAAUAUCAAAAUCUCAAAAUGGUUUCCGCAAGCUGAUAUACUAAGACAUCCUAAGGUCAAGCUUUUUAUCACUCAAGGAGGUUUGCAGUCAACCGAUGAAGCUAUCACAGGCGAAGUUCCUUUGAUCGGUAUACCUAUGUUCGCAGAUCAGUGGUAUAAUGUAGAACAGUAUGUACACCAUGGUAUUGGUGUGCGAGUAGAUAUGGAGACUAUUAAUGAAUAUAAAUUUAGAAAUGCUAUCAAAGAAAUACUAAACAACGACAGUUAUCGACGUAAUAUUGUACGUUUGAAGAAUAUUAUACAGGACCGACCUCAGUCCUCAUUAGAACGAGCCGUGUGGUGGACAGAGUAUGUGAUACGACAUGGUGGAGCUAAACACUUGCGCUCACCUGCUGCAAACAUGUCCUGGACAGAAUACCUGGAGUUAGAAUUGAUCUUUUACUUACUUACAACUUGUCUGACAAUAACAGCACUUGUAAUAUACACUGUGUAUAGAAUAUUAGGAAGGAAAAAGAUUAAAGGCAAAUUGAAAUCGAAAUAA
This is a messenger RNA of Diatraea saccharalis (sugarcane borer), 1554 nucleotides long. NCBI's taxonomy places the organism in Eukaryota, Metazoa, Arthropoda, Insecta, Lepidoptera, Crambidae. The record is from the annotation of a GenBank genome assembly.